Messenger RNA from Lentinula edodes (shiitake mushroom), 999 nucleotides. Its product is annotated as kinase-like domain-containing protein. Gene Ontology annotation, molecular function: protein serine/threonine kinase activity; ATP binding. Lineage: Eukaryota; Fungi; Basidiomycota; Agaricomycetes; Agaricales; Omphalotaceae. The coding region runs from base 1 to 999 and encodes 332 amino acids. The record is from RefSeq and is a predicted model, not a curated record. The transcript is spliced from 3 exons. Gene Ontology annotation, cellular component: nucleus; cytoplasm. Gene Ontology annotation, biological process: endocytosis; peptidyl-serine phosphorylation; signal transduction.
AUGGCCGAACAAUCAUCUCACAGAUUAGACCUCCGAGUGGGUGGAAAAUACCGACUCGGCAAGAAGAUUGGUUCAGGCUCUUUUGGGGACAUCUACCUCGGGAUCAACAUCAUCUCGGGCGAAGAGGUUGCUAUCAAGCUCGAGUCGGUCAAGGCUAAACACCCACAGCUUGAAUAUGAAUCCAAGGUCUACAAGAAUAUCGCCGGUGGCGUCGGCGUCCCGUUUGUCCGUUGGUUUGGGACCGAAUGCGACUACAAUGCGAUGGUUCUCGACCUUUUGGGACCUUCUCUCGAGGACCUUUUCAAUUUCUGUAACAGGAAGUUUAGUUUAAAGACCGUGCUGCUUCUCGCAGAUCAACUCAUCUCCCGUAUCGAAUACAUCCACUCUCGCAAUUUUAUUCAUCGCGAUAUCAAACCCGACAAUUUCUUAAUGGGGAUUGGCAAACGAGGAAACCAAGUCAACGUCAUUGACUUUGGUCUGGCCAAAAAGUUUCGGGACCCAAAAACCCAUUUACAUAUUCCCUACCGCGAGAAUAAGAACUUGACGGGUACUGCCCGUUACACUUCUAUCAACACUCAUCUGGGUGUCGAACAGGCUCGUCGUGACGACCUUGAAUCCCUCGCUUACGUUCUAAUGUACUUUCUCCGCGGUGCUCUUCCAUGGCAAGGUCUGAAAGCUGCUACUAAGAAGCAGAAAUAUGACCGUAUCAUGGAGAAGAAGAUGACUACUCCCACCGACCUUCUUUGCCGUGGCUUCCCGAACGAAUUUGGCAUUUUCUUAAACUACACACGUGCCCUUCGGUUCGACGACAAGCCUGAUUAUUCUUAUCUUCGUAAGCUCUUCCGUGAUCUAUUUGUUCGCGAGGGCUACCAGUACGACUACGUUUUCGAUUGGAGUGUUCAGAGGACUCAGGAGGAAAGUAACGGUGGCAAGGCUACUGCUGGUCGUCGCAAGGUCGUCCAGGAGGACGAUGAACACCGUCAGAGCGACCGGAUGUAA